UUUGCAACCGCGAAACUACGAUAACGCAGCACAAUGGCUGGAAUCAAGACUAAGUCCGCGGCAGCUGAUGCGCCGGUGAAAACGAAAAAGGACAAGCCGGAGAAGAAAUCCUCGAAGAGCGACAUGAAGCAUGCUGUGAAGUCCGCGAAGCCUGCAAAGAAGAGCAAGAAGGUCGCCGACAACCUCCCAGAGUCGGACACCAGCGAACAGGGAAACGGCUACAACGGUUUCUCCGCGAACCCAGACGUCGAGAUGGCCGACAGCGAUUCCGAAGAACAGCCUAAGGCAAAGACUUCGAAGCGCAAGGCGGAGGACGAGCCCACAGAGAAGAAGAAGAAGUCCAAGUAUGAGACACCAAAGGAAAUUUCUUCCAAGCUUGCCGACAUGCAUGCCAGCAACUCUCGCGAAGCACACCAGAAACAGAAGGCUCUCGCAAAGGAGCGCAAGAACGCCAAGCCUAAUGCCGACGUUAUUGAGCGAUCCAAGAAGCUGUGGGAGAAGCUGCGGCUGAAGUCACACAUCGAGAAAGAUGAGAGAAAAGAGCUUGUCAAGGAGCUGUUUGAGAUCAUCACAGGCCGCGUUAAGGACUUCGUCUUCAAGCACGACUCCGUGCGUGUCGUCCAGACUGCGAUCAAGUACUCGACAAUGGAACAGAGAAGGAUGAUUGCGCGCGAGCUGAAGGGCGAGUUCAAGGUGCUGUCUGAGGGCAAAUACUCGAAGUUUUUGAUCGCCAAGCUGGUCGAGAAGGGUGACCCGGAGAUCCGCGACCUUAUCAUCACCGAGUUCUACGGCCACGUCAAGCGUAUGAUCAACCAUCCUGAGGCAGCGUGGAUCCUGGACGAUAUCUACAGAGCAGUCGCAACACCAGAGCAGAAGAAUCGACUUCUUCGUGAAUGGUAUGGUGCAGAAUUCUCCAUCAAAGGCCUUGGACCAGAAGGCACACAGAGCGCAGAUCUCGUAACCAUUCUUGAGGAAUCACCAGAGAAGAGGAAACCUAUCAUGGACUACCUGGAAAACCAGAUCAACUCGCUCAUCCAGAAGAAGCUCAAUGGCUUCACCAUGCUGCACGACGCGAUGCUGCAGUACUUCCUGGUUUGCGAACCUGGCACAGAGCAAGCGAACGAUUUCCUCGAGCAUCUCAAGCCCGACCCGACACUCAAGGAGGGAGAGGAGGCUGACAACGUGGAUUUGAUGAAGAACUUGGCAUUUACAAAGUCUGGCUCGCGACUGGUAUCGCUCUGCUUCGCAUACGGUACAGCGAAGGACCGCAAGCUCUUUCUGCGACCGUACAAGGACACAAUCGAGGUUAUGGCAUUCGAUCAGCACGCCCACCACGUUCUCCUCGCCGCCCUGGCCGUCACCGAUGACACCAAGCUGUCCUCGAAGUCGAUAUACAGCGAGUUGCUGCCCGGCAAUGACGCCCUCCCCGAGAAGGUUCUCAACCUUUGCAACGACGCCCGCGCCCGCACCGUGCUCCUGUACCCCUUCGCCGCUGACGCCAAAUGGUUCCUUGACGACAACACUCGCGAGCGCCUGACGGAAAUUUACACCAUCCGCCAAAAGACCUCGAAGAAGGACCCCAACACUCGUCUGCAGGAAGUCACAAAGAGCAUCGAAGCGCCCCUGCUCAACGCCAUCACCGCGCGCGCCGCAGACUUCGCAUCCUUCACAUUCGGUCUGCAAUUUAUGGGCGAGAUCCUCGUCGGCGCACCUGAGAUUGAGCCUGCGACGCGCAAAGAGGCGCUCGCGGAGGUUGCGCGCCUUUCGCAAUCGAUUCUCGAUGCUUCUUUGCCUGCGAGCGCGGGAGAUAACAAGGCCACAAGUCAUGGCAAGAAUAUGCUGAAGACGCUUGUGCAAGGAGGCAAGUACGAUCCCGUGACUAAGAAGGUUGUGCCCGUCACACCCGCGCUCGGAUUUGCAGACAUGUUGUGGGCGGAGAUCAAGGGCAGCGUCAUCGACUGGGCGACAGGCGAGGGUUCAUUCGUUGUCGUCGCUCUGACCGAGGCCGAGGGCUUCGAGAAGAAGAGCGAGGUGUUGAAGGCGCUGAAGAAGGACAAGAAGAAGCUUGAGGCCGCUGCCGGGCCAGCAAAGAGCAAGGACGACGCUAAAGCGAAGAAGGGCAAGAAGGGCGUCAAGAAGGAUGACGCGCCAAGGGGGAAUGCUGGUGCGAGAAUUCUGCUCGAGAAGUUGUAGAUGUCAGGCAUUUGGCAUUAGUGGAGUUGUUGGCAGGUCAAAAGCAUCAAUUUAUGAUACCCUCUAA
Molecule: messenger RNA, 2260 nt
Organism: Didymella exigua CBS 183.55
Lineage: Eukaryota; Fungi; Ascomycota; Dothideomycetes; Pleosporales; Didymellaceae
Product: pumilio domain-containing protein
Exons: 3
Coding region: 34-2193 (719 amino acids)
Biological process (GO): regulation of translation
Cellular component (GO): nucleolus
Molecular function (GO): mRNA binding
Source: RefSeq, a predicted model, not a curated record